Plasmodium falciparum 3D7 is the source of this 11937-nucleotide messenger RNA. RefSeq lists its product as uncharacterized. The record is from RefSeq and is a predicted model, not a curated record. Lineage: Eukaryota; Apicomplexa; Aconoidasida; Haemosporida; Plasmodiidae. Bases 1 to 11937 code for a protein of 3978 amino acids. The transcript has a single exon.
AUGAAUUUGUUAAAUAAUAAUUUGUUUUAUGAAAAAAAAAAUAGAUAUGAAGAAAAUGAAUUAAAUUAUUCAAAAAGUUUUCUUGAAGAAUAUUCAUUGAAUAGUAUAAAAAAAAAUUAUGAUAAUAAUUUAUGUGUAAAAUGUACAUGUUUGCAAGGAAUGAAUAGUUCGUGUGAGAUAAAUAAAAUUGAUGAAGAUAUAAUAAAACAAAAAAAUGUGUUGGAUAAUAAUAUAUUUAAUCCUCAAAAUAAUAUCAUUUUAAAUAAUAAUAUAAAUAAUAAUAAUAAUAUUCAUAAUAAUAUUCAUAAUAAUGUUCAUAAUAAUGUUCAUAAUAAUAAUAGUAAUAUUAUAUAUCCUUUAAAUUCAGCUAAUAUCAAUGUAUUGUAUGAAUCUCAAAAUAAUUUUUGUGCUUUACAUGAAUGUGUAGAUACUCAAUACCAUGCAAAUAUGAAAAAUACAUUAAUUAAUUCCCAUUCAAUAAAUAAUAAUAUGAAUAAUAUAUUUAAUACAAAAAAGAGUAAUACUCAUAAUAUUUUUCAUACAAAUAAUAAUUUAAAAAAUUUGUUAUGUCAAAAUAUUCAUAAUAUUCCAAGUAACAAUAUAAAUAAUUCAAAUCAUCCUAUUUAUAAUACUUUAUAUAAAAAUUUUAAAAAUAUUCCCAAUCAAAAUAUAAAUAUAUCCACUCAAAAUAUAAGUACAUCAAAUGAUAAUAUAAAUAAUAACACUCAGAGUAUAAAUAAUAACAAUAUAAACAAUAAUUAUAUUAAUAGUAACAAUAAUUAUAUUAAUAGUAACAAUAUUAAUAAUAAUAAUAAUAAUAAUAUUAAUAUUUGUGGUCAACCUUUUAAUAAUUAUUUAUAUUCAAAUUUAAACAAUAAUGUAAGUCAACAAUUACCGCCAAAUUUAUCACAAGUUUUAAAUAAAAAUCAAAUAUUAAAUCAAGGCAAUAAAGAAGUUGAACAACAAAAUUCAAAUAAUAUAUUAAAUAAAAAUAUUAAUUUAAAUAUUCCUUAUCCUUAUAUUCAUAAUACAAAUAAAUAUGUUGAUAACCAUAACAACAAUAUUUUCAGCACACUAGAUUAUAUUAAACUUAAACAAUUCAAUAAUACUCAAAUAAAUAAUAAUGCCUUAUUAUAUCCUAAUUUAAAUAUCAAUACAUUGAAUAAUAUGAAUAAUAAUAAUAAUUUGUCAAAUCACGAUUUUAAUAAACCAAAUUAUGUUAAAAAUGGAAUGAACCAUAAAUAUGCCACAGCUGUGGUAAGUAGAAAUAAUCCACUAGAUAUUUUGACUACUUCUAUGGGUAUAAACCAUCAAAUGAAUAUAAACCAUAAAAUGAAUACAAACCAACCGUCAAGUACAAUAAUAGCACCUGCUGCUAUAAAUCAGUCAUCUAAUACCAUUAAAUCUGUUGGGAUAAAUCAUCCAUCGAAUGUUAUGUCAGCAGUUGAUAUUCAUACGAACGGAUUAGGAAAUUUACAAAUAACCAAUAUUGGCACUAAUACAUUAACACCCAAUUUAGGUAUAACUAGCCAUCCGCAAUUUAAUGUCACAAAUUUUGAUCCAAGCCAAAACAAUCCGUUAAUAUACUGUUCAGAAAAUAGAAAUGUUUCUGACAAAAUUGAAAGUGAAAAUACUUAUCAGUUCGUUCAUACAAAUAAUGAUUUAAUUUCUAAUAAUCAUUUAUAUAAAGAAAUGUAUAACAAGAGUAAUACUGUUGAUAAUAAUCCGUAUGAUGGUCAAUAUAAAAAAAAAAAGUCUUGUUAUUUGUUAAAUAACCAAAAUUUUAAUUAUGAAUUAAAUAAAGAAGAAAAUGUGGAAAUUAGGAACAAUCUAAUUGCAAAUAAAUGUAUGAAUUUAAAUGAAAGUAGAAUGAUAAAUAAAUCGGGUUAUAAUAUUUAUGUGCAAGAUAAAUGUGGUGCUGAUCAAUUUAGUGGUGAUCAAUUUAGGGGUUAUGAUAAAUAUAGCGGUGAUCAAUUUAGGGGUUAUGAUAAACAUAACGAUUAUGAUGAAAAGUUAAGAAGAAUUUCGGUUCAUAUGGGAGAUAAACGUGAACAUAAAAGAGGUUAUAUUUCUAAUAGAGUAUCUGUAAGGAGUUAUAAUAAUAAUGAUGAAGAUGAUAAAUAUGGAGAACACCAUAUGUGUGGUAUAUAUGAUGAACGCGGUACAUCUGGUCCACAAUUUGUUAGCGCCUCAAAACGUCAUCACCCAUUUAAUGAUGAUAAUUAUAGGGAGAAUAUUCCUGUGAAUCAUAAAAAAGAAAAAUGGCUAACAAAUAAAAAUGAUGAAAAAUAUAUUAGCACUGAUGAAUAUUCAACAGAUUCUGAAAAAAGUGGAAAGGAAAUAUAUAAAAAAUAUUCUACAUAUGAUAAUAAAAGGGAGGAAAGAAAAAUACAUUUAAAUCAAACUUUUUAUAAAGAUGAAAAAAAAAAUAAAAAAGAAUAUGCAUCUAAUUAUUCCCAUUCGCGUACAUCAUCUAACAUGUCUUCUUGUUCGUCUUCAUCUUUUUUUACAAGCAAUUUAAAAGAAAAGAGGAAAAAAAGAAAAAUGAAUAAAGAACCCUUGCACGCUACUGUAACUAAAAAGAAAAAAAGACCUACGGUCAUCGACUUUUUAAAUGAAAAAUGGAACCGCAAUUCUUAUAAUGAUGAUAUAAGUAAUAAAAGUGUAGAUAGUAUAACCAAAAAGGAGGAAGAAAAAAAAUAUGGUUAUUAUAAAGAUGAAGAAAAAAAAAAAUAUGGUUAUUAUAAAGAUGAAGAAAAUCACAAUAGUGACCAUGAUUAUCAUGAUAAUGAUGAAAAUGAAGAAUUGAAUAACAAGAAUAAUUAUUUAUCUUCUUCUAGAGAACAUAAAGAAAAUGAUAAAAUGAAGAUUCACAAAGAAUGGGACAAAAAGGAAGAAACAAAGGAAUCGAAAAUUGCACCGCACAAUAAAAGUUACAAUGGAAGUACAGAGGAAAGUGAUAAAAUAGAUGAGACCAUGAAUGAUCAUAAGAAUGAUAAUAAAAUUAAUAAUAUGAAUGAUAAUAUAACCAAGGACACCGUUAAACGUAGAGGUCGAAAACCAAAAGCAUUAAGUCAACCAAAUAAAAAUACCGUUGAAGAGGGGAUGCCAAACGAGAGUGAAGAAACAUAUGAAAGCACAAGUUCUAAUAAAAGUUGUGCAUUAUAUGAUUGUGUUAAAAAUAUUGAAGAGGUCGAAGGGUGUAGUUUAGAAGUUGGUGAGGAAGAAGAAGAAGGAGAAGAAGAAGAAACAGAUAAUGAAACAGAAAAGGAAAUAUAUGACAAAAUGAAUGACAAAAUAAGUAACGAAUCAUAUAUAAGAAAUGAUACCAGAAGCCAUUCCAAAUUAAAUAAUAUUGUUGAUGAGAGUGGAGAACAAAACGAUGUUAACAAAUUGAAAUACAAAGAAAAAGAAACGAUAGCACAAAAUGUACAACAAAAUAAUGAUAUAAAGGAAGAACAAAGAAAAGAAGACAUAAAUAAUAGCUGUAAUGAAAGUGUAUUAUCAUCAGAAAAUGAAUCAUCUAGCGAAUAUACAGAUAAUUCAUUAGAAGGAGAAUCAGAUGAAGCUUUUGAUUAUUUAAUGGAAUCAUGCUCAGAAGAAGUAACCAGAACGGACACAUCAUGUAAUAAUAAUAAUAAUAAUAAUAAUAAUAAUAUAUAUGACAGUAUAGAAAAUGAUAUUUGUGAUAAUAAAUUUGGAGGUAUAAAUAUUGGUAGUUUUAAUAAAAAUGAUGUAAUACAUAGUGAUGUAGAGAAUAGUUGUAUAAAAGGAGGAUAUAAAAAAGAAAAAAAUAAUAAUAUAAUAAAUAAUAAUAAUAAUAAUAAUUGUAGUAGUAGUAAUAAUAAUUGUAGUAGUAGUAAUAAUAAUUGUAGUAGUAGUAAUAAUAAUUGUAGUAGUAAUAUUAUUAAUAAUAGUGAAAAUCUAACAAAUGAUCAUUUUUAUGAUCAUUUACCAAAUGUACAAUUUUGUUCAUAUAUACAAAAUAAAAAAAACAAAGAAAAAAAUAUAUUGUUAUCAAAAAAAAUAGUAAUUAUAAAAAAUGAUAUACUUAUAAAUAAUAAAUCGUUUCCUUUUUACAGCAUCAAACGAAAAAUGAAAGAUUUGAUUAAAGAAGAAAAGGAUAAAAGACAAAUUGAAGAUUUCAAAGAGAAUGGGGAAAGAAAAAAAUAUAUUAAGCAGUAUUAUAUUUAUAAAAAUGUUUUAAAAAAUAUCCGUUGGUAUAGAUCAGAAAAUGAUGAGAAUAAUUUAGCAAGUUGUUUAAUUAAAGAAAAUGAAUAUAUAUAUAGUAAUUUAAAAAAUAUGGAAUAUAUAAAAAAGCGAAAAAUAUUAAUUUAUAUACAUAAGUAUUUUCUUAAAAAGAAAAUCAAUAUAUAUGAAUAUAUAAUAUUAUUGUCUUAUUUAUUUUAUAAGAAAUCUAAAUAUUUAGGUAUUAAUAAAGUAUAUAUGUAUAAUACUAUGAAGAAAUUAUCACCAUAUUUAUGGUUAUUAAAUAAAAAAUGUAAUGAUAUAGAAAUACGUAAUUUUUUUUAUUAUUUAAGUAAUUUAUAUAUAUUACAUGAUUAUUUUAUAUUUAGAAUAAAUAUAUUUUUUUUUAAUUGGUUUUUAUUACAUAUAUAUAAAAUAAAAUUAAAAAAUACAUCAUAUAUAGAAGAUAUAAAUUUAUUAUCAAAUAUUAUGAUAGGUUUUUUAUCAAAUAAAAAAUUUCGAAAUUAUUCUAUGGUCUUUUUAAUAAAUGUAGUACUACAGAAAAAUACAGGGAAAUCAUUAUAUAAAGGAUUAAAUUAUAAUUAUGUGUGUGCCUUAUAUAUAACCUUCUUUUCGAAGGUAAUAUGCUUAUCAGAGGGAUACAAAAAAUAUAUGAAAACAUGUGAGCAUUUUUUGAAAAGAAAUAAUUUAAAUGAUGUAUUGAUUUGUAGAAAAGAAGAAUAUGAAAUAAGAGAGAAAAAAGAAAUAAAAAAUAAAGGUGAUAUGAAUUAUACAAAUAGUAUAGAAUAUCAAGAGGACAAAACAAAUAAAGAGUAUAUAAUGAAUAAAUUAAAAAUGCAUGAAAAUAUAUCCAUAAGACAAGAUCUGAUAAUGUUGUAUAUUUUAUAUAUGUCUAAAAAUAAUUAUUGUAUAUAUAUAAAUAUUUUGAAACAUAUUUUUAUUGAUGUUAUAAAAUUUAAAUUAAAUUAUAAUUUUAACAAGAUUAAAAUUAAAAGUAAAUUUCUUUAUAAGAAAAUUUAUCGAUGUUUCAAAAAUAUAAAAAAAAAUAUGAGCAAGUUAAAUAAGAGGAAUAUGAAAGGAAUAAGAAAAAAAGGGAACACAUUAGGAGAUAACACCAAAGAUAAUAAAAGAAAUAAAUAUAAUAAAAAAAAUAUAUAUAAUAAAAAAAAUAAACAUAAUAAAAAUAAUAAUAUAUAUAAUAACAAACGUUAUGAUCAUAUUUUAUACGAAUUUGAUUGUAAUAAGAAUUAUUCAUUGGUAUACUUAUUUAUAGGUAUACUCAUAGAAUACAUAUCCUUCUGCUUCGAUGAUAAAAUUAAUCUAUAUUUCCAGGAUGCACAAUGUGUUAAGGAAGGGUAUUCAUCAUUAUUUAUGUAUCUCAAGGAAUAUACAAAUAUCAUAUUCAAAUAUAUGAAAUUCAUUACAAUAGAUGUUAGUAGAAAAUAUGAAAACAUAUGGAUAAGAAAUAUUUUCACCUUAAUUAAUUUAAAAAAAAUGGAUACUUUAGAUAAUUAUUUUGAUACUUGUUCGAUAGAAUAUAUAGAUAACAGUGUAUGUGAUGAUUAUAAUGAUAAGAACAUGAAUCAUAUUCAUAGUAACAUUGAAGGAAGUAAUAAUAAUAAUAAUAAUAAUAAUAAUAAUUAUAAUUAUAAUAAUUAUAAUAAUAAUAAUUAUAAUUAUAAUUGUAAUAAUAUUUAUAAUUUGGAUCCUAUAUUUUUGAAACAUAGAAAAAUUAAUAUUAAUAACGAAUCAGAUAUAUUUGUGGAGAGAGAUGCAAAUAAUAAAUAUUUAGAAGACAAACAUAUAGAACAAAAUAAUAUAAUAUCAUUAUUUAAUAAUGAUGUAAGUAAUGUAGAUAUUAACAAAAUAUAUGUUAAUAAUAUUUAUGAUGAAGAAGAAAAAAAAAAAGAAAAACUUUAUAAUUAUGGUAAUAUUGAAAAAAAUGUUGAUAUCAAAAUGUCAAAUAAUUUAAAUAUACAUGAUAUAAGAACAAAUAUAAUGUGUAAUGAUAACGAUAUAUUUAUAGAUAAGAGCAAAAAUUUUGGUACAAACAAAAUGUUUGAAAAUAAGAACAAUUUUGAUGGUUAUACAUAUGAUAUGGAUAAAUAUAAUAUAGCUCAUAUAAAAGAUGAAAAGAGUUAUAAUAAUAAGAACUUAUCAAAUUAUUAUAAUAAUUAUAAUUUUAUAGAAAGUACUUUUUAUAUGUUAUGUAAAUGUUUAUUAUUAUUUAAUAAGAAUAUAUUAUUUCGAACAAUAUUUGAUAUAUUAUUUUUAUUUUUUAUUAAUAAAAUAAGAGUAGAGGUUCUUAUUCAUUUUUUAUCGAUGAUAUAUACCAAGAAACAAAGUAACUUGGGUAAAAUAAUAAAAAAUAUAUUAAUAAAAAAUAAGAAUCCUAUUCUUUUACAAAAUAUAUAUGUAAUAAAUUAUUUAUUAAAAAGAAAUAUAUUCAACAUGGAUGAUGAUAUAUAUUUUGCUGAUACAAAAAAUAUAUCUAUGGUACCUUUUUAUUCAUUUUAUUUUUCGCGUUGUGAAAUACAAAAAAAAAAUAUAUUGAAUAGAAAAAAAAAGGAAAUAUUAAAUAAACAAAAAAUGGAAAUAUUAAAUAAACAAAAAAAGGAAAUAUUAAAUAAACAAAAAAAGGAAAUAUUAAAUAUAUGGAAUAGCUCCAAUUCUGUAGACUCACGUUUGUAUAUAAAAUGUUGUUCUUGUAUUUUUUUAUCAUAUAUUAUUUUUUUUUCUUUAAUUUUUAAGAAUUUGGAAAUGUAUUAUAUGCACUUUACUAAAUUUUCUUUUAACUUGAAAAAUAUGUCUGAUUACAGAAGAAUAAAAAUGAAGAAGCAAAAAAAAAAAAAAAAAAAAAAAAAAAAAGCUAUUAUGGAGGAUAUGUAUAUUAAUAAAAACAAAUAUUAUGAUACAGAAAUGUGUAAAAAACAAGAUGAGAUGAAAAAUAUAUUAAUGAAUGAUAUGCAAUAUUUCAAAAAUAUAAUUCAAACAAAUAACGAUAAUAAUAAAGAGAAGGACAACACAAAAGAUAUUUUAGAAGAUCAUUUUUUUUUGUAUGAAAAUUUAAAUGCUGAUGAUUUGGUUUAUCAUAUAUUGUAUCCUAUGAAAUAUAUAUCCAAAAAAAAAGACCUUCUGAGUAAUAGUUAUGCAAAAGAUGAUACGUUUCUUUUUCUUAAUAAAAGGAUGUUAUGUGUAUAUUACAAUAUUCACAAUAAAUAUGAAAAGGGUAUAUCAGGAGAGCAUUUAUAUGAAUGGAGAAAUGGUCAUAUUAAUAGAAGAGAUGAUAAAAUAAUAUAUAAAAAAGAAAAACACGAAGAAAAAAAUAAAACCAUAAUAGUAAAUAAUAAUAAUAAUAAUAAUAAUGAAAAUAAUAAUGACAGCAAUAAUGACAAGAAUAAUAAUAAUUAUCAUUAUUGGUCUUUCCCCCAAAUGGAUGAUUUUAUAAACAAAUAUGGUUAUCUUACAAAUAAAUAUGACAUACAUAUAUAUACCGUCAUAAAUAAUUAUAAUCUCCAUAUUACAGACAAAAUGUUGUAUUUAUUAAUGUUGAUGUUUAACCACCAUAUUGCGAAGAAAAAACAAAGAAAAAAUGGUGAUAAUGUUGUAGGGAUAGGAAACAACACAGAUUUUAAUUUAUUUAAUAAUAUAGAAAGGAAUGUAGAAAUAAAUGAGAAAAAUGUAAUAGAAGAAUUUUAUUUCGUGGAUGAAUAUAUUGCUUAUCAUAUUUUAUAUUUAUUAUAUGAAACAAAAAAUAAAUAUGAUGAUGUAAAUAUUACAAAUGUGUAUACAAAAAUGCAUGGAGAUAUAUUAAAAAUAAAUUUGGAUAAAAAAUAUAAAAAGAAAUUAUGUAGUAAUAAUAAACAUCAUAUGAAUAAAAACAUAAAUAAAGCAGAACAAAUAUAUGAUCAUUAUAUGAGUGUUAUGAGUUUUAUUGAUAAAUGGAAUAAAAAUAAUAUAGAGUAUAAUAAUAAAAAAAAAAAAACAAAUAUGAAAACUAGAAGAAAUAAAUAUACAAAUAUUGUUAUAGAUAUAUAUCCAUUAAUAUUUAUGUCCUUAGUCAAAUUAUUAAACGGUACCAUCAAAAUUAAUGAUAAUGUACAAACAAAAGCAUUUGAUGUAAAGAAUGAAAUUUUCCCAUUGAAUUUACACAUAUAUGCUGAAUUAAAUACUAAGGAUGAAUGUGAACAAAUACAUGAAAUGUCUAUUUUAUAUGGAGAUGUUAUAUCUUCUAAUUAUAAUACUUUAAAGAAUUGUCUAUGUACUGAAUUUUUUUCUACAAAAAAUGAAGGUAACAUGAACAAAAGAUAUAAAAACAACAAUAUAAGUAAUAAUUUUAUAAAGAAUAAAUAUAUGAAUGAUACAUAUGAAAACUGUUCUUUUAAUAAAUUAAAAAGGAAUCAUAGAAAUUGUAUAUCUCCCCUCAUCCCCCCCCUAAAAAAAAAAAAAAAAACAAAGGAUAGACAUUUUUGUGAUAUAUUAAGAAAUUAUGAUAAUAUAAAUUAUUCGAUAUAUGGUAACUUGAUUGUAAAAUUAUUAUAUAAAGAAAUAAAAAAUGAUUUUUUCUUAUGUCAAGAAUAUUAUGAUGAAAAUUUAUACAUAUAUAGAAGCUUAUUAAUAAUUUUGUUGAAUAAAUAUUUUUGCUCAGGAUAUAAUUUUUUCUCUUUUAAAAAAAAGUUUGUCUUUUUCUUUAUUCAACGAUUAUUUAGAUUAUUAUGUUUUAGAUUGAUGUGUUUGUUUCUUUCAACGGUUCAUCUGAAUAAGUUUACGAGUGAAAUAAUAAUUAUAGAUGAUAAAUUUUUGAUAGAAAAUUAUAAACUGCAUGUUAGGAAGAAGAGGAGGAUACAAAUAAAAGAGCAGGGAACCAAAAAGAGAAAACGUUUUUUUGAUAAAAAGUCGUAUAAUCUGUAUAAGAAUUAUACCGAAAAUUUUUAUUUUAAUUCUAACUUGUUGGAAUGUAUGGAUGGUGUGAUGAGUGACGACGUCCAAGUGGAUGAUGAGGAUGAAAAUGUUGAUGAAGAGGAUGAGCAAGAAGAAGAUGAUCAGGAAGAAGAUGAUCAGGAAGAAGAUUAUCAAGAAGAAGAUUAUCAAGAAGAAGAUUAUCAAGAAGAAGAUUAUCAAGAAGAAGAUUAUCAAGAAGGUGAUUAUGAUGAAGGACAAAAUUGUGGUAGAAAACAAAAUUAUAGUAAAAAACAAAAUUGUGAUGUUAUAGAAAACGUUUAUUUUCAUAAAAAAGAAGACACCGGAAAACACCAUUUUGUAUCAACAUUAAAGAAUGAUGAUGAUAAUAUUGUGAAGACAGAUUUAAGAGAUAUAAAAAAAAAAAAAAAGACGAUUAUUAUUUAUAAGCCAUUUGUAGCCUUUGGAAGUUUAAUUAUGACAAAAAGGGAAGUAUUAAGAUUGAAAUUGUUGAAAGAAGGGGAAAUUAAAAGGGAAAAUAUAUAUAUAAAUAGGAGUAUAUUGAAGAAUAAGAAUAAGAGUAUUCACCAGAAAAAUAUUCCCAACAUAAACAAUAAUAAUAAUAAUAAUAAUAAUAAUGACAAUUUUAAUAAUAAUAAUAAUACAUAUUGUAAAUAUAACAAUAAUUAUAAUUAUAAUUGUAGUAAUAAUUAUAAUUAUAAUUGUAGUAAUAAUUAUUAUUCAAAUCAACGUAUUGAUAAAGAUUCCGUACACAUGUCAAUCAUAUCCAUUAUCAUGUUACUAAACGUACUAAGAAAGAAUUGUAAUUAUUCUCUUAUGAUAAAUUUUUACAUAAAUAUGUUAAUAGAAAAAUUUUUAGAAAAGAAGAAAUAUAUGCAUAUUGAUGAUUAUUAUUUAAUAAAUAGUUAUUCUGUAAAAUUAAUAAAUCCUUUACAUAAUUUCCAUAAGGUUGAAUUUUAUAUAUGCAGUGAAAAUAAUUCCAUAAAAAAAAAAAUGGAACAAAUCAAUAAUGGAUAUAAAUUUUAUUCUUCAUCAUGUAAAUUAAAAAUAUUUGAAAUCAUUUUUUAUUAUACAUUAAAAGUGUAUUUAUGUUUUAUAAAUAAAAAUUAUAUAGGUACCUUUAUAUCAAAAAUAGCAAGGAUGAAUAAUAUAUAUACGAAUGAAAAUAUUCAUUUCAAAUUUAAAAUUAAUAAAUUACUUUGUAAUACACUGAAUAAUUUAUUAAUAGAACAAAUGAUUAAUAUAAAAUUAAAUAAAAAUAUUUUAAUCAAUAUUAUAUCUGCAUGUAAGUUUUUUUUUAUAUCUCUACUGGAUGAAACACAAUGUCCUCAUUUACUUUUAAAUGAUUAUGUUCUUGAUAUAUCGGAUUUUAUACAAGGAAAUUAUAAUCCUUUAUGGAAUGACCAGCGUGUUGUAAAACAAGCUCAAAAGUGUGUUCAAGAAAAAUCGCUCUAUCUUGUUGGUAAUUCACAAGGGUAUCGGUUCUACGCUUUGGAGGAUGAAAAAUAUGCACGUGGCCAGUAUAUUUUGGAUAACAAAGAUGCAAAAUAUGAUUGUACAUAUGAAUUAGUUAAUACAAGGUUUGUAGCUAAGGAUGACAUACAACAUGGUGAAGACAUAAAAAAUGUUGAAGACAUAAAACAUGUUGAAGACACAAAAAAUGUUGAAGACAUAAAAAAUGUUGAAGAUAUAAAACAUGUUGAAGACACAAAAAAUGUUGAAGACAUAAAAAAUGUUGAAGACAUAAAAAAUGUUGAAGACAUAAAAAAUGUUGAAGACAUACAAGAUGUAAGUCUCAUUCCUCAUGAUAAUGUCCCACAUUAUAAUGACAAAAAAUUGUACAUUCCACUACAUGACGAAAUAAAGUAUACAGAUCGUGCUAACAAUGAUUUAGGUAAUAAUAAGGAUACAUUAAAUAUAUAUAAUAAUAAUAAUGUGAUGAUAAGAAAUUGUCCUAAUUCAAGUGUAAGAAUAAUAUAUAAAAGAAAAAUGAACAUAAAUUAUGAAGACCAUUAUUAUAAUAAUAAUAAUAAUAAUAAUGUGGGUAUGAUGAGAAGUCGUGUGAUAUAUAUGAAACCUAAUGAUAUAAAUAAAUUAAUAUACUCCUUUGAAAGAUUAAAUGAAAAUAUAUUCGAUUGUGCUGAUUAUAUAUAUAAACAUAUUUUUAAAAAUAAGAAAGAAAAAAUAAAUGACGAAAAAAAAUUCUAUAAAAAUAUUUAUUUAUGGUAUUUGAAUUGUAUUCAUAUUAUUAAUUUACAAAUAUAUGUAAUGUGUCACUUUUAUAAUAAUUAUCAUAAUACUACAAUUCAUAUAAAAAAUAAGAAGAAAAAUGUAAACAUAAAUAAUAUGAACAAUAAUAAUAAUAAUAAUAAUAAUAAUAAUAUUCUAUACCAUUCUUUACAAAUCAAUAUGAAUAUAAUAAAAGGAAUUAAUAAGAUAAAACAUAAUGUUGAACGAUAUCUAAAAGAAACUAAGCAAUAUUAUGAAAUUAUAAAAAAUAAAGAAGAAAUAAAAGAAGGAAAAAAAAAAAAAGACAAUAAAAAUGAAACAAAAUAUUCUCUUGUACAAAAUAAUCAAACGGAUGCAAAUAUAUUCAAUAUAACUAAUGAGGAAUGUAUCGAAGAUUAUGAAGAAUUAAAUUCAUUUUUAGAUUUUAACUUAGAUAAACAAUCAGGUAUAUUGUUGGAAGGUACUACAACUAAUACAAAUAAUAAUUUAUUAGAUCAAAAGGUUAAUGAAAAUGUUUAUAAAAUGUCUAAUUAUCUGGUGGAUGAGGACUGGUUAAUGUAUAUACGGUCUCUAAUCUGA